GUGGUGUAGUUGGUUAUCACUUAUGCUCACGAUGUGGCUGAGUCCCACCGUUUUGUUCACCCGCCCCGCAACUAGCCGGCAGAGCCAAUGCUACGUCAUCGGACCCUUUGAGCGCUCCUGCACAACCACCACGUACUUAAAUCCCAUCUUGACCUCCUGAUCCCCAGACCUAUCUACAUCAAACAGAUCAACAUACCAAUAAACCAGAAUAUCGUACGCUCCAAGAAUAACUACACGAAUCGCUCAAAACACCAACCUAGAACCACCACCAAGAUGCCUCUCGUCGUCCCAGGAGUAACAGCCGACAACAUGCCCGAGGACAAGACCCAGGAGUGGAUGAACAAGCUUGUCGGCAAGACGCUAUCAGAGAACGAGCCAAGCUCAGAGACUUGCUUCUGCAAGAAGGACCUCCCUGAAUCCACCAGAGUUAUCGAGCCAGGCUCGAUGGUUACCAAGGACUUCAACCCCAACAGGCUGAAUGUACACGUCCAGGAAGACGGGACUGUUUCGCACGUUUCUCACGGUUAA
Messenger RNA from Podospora pseudocomata, 528 nucleotides. RefSeq lists its product as uncharacterized. Bases 274 to 528 code for a protein of 84 amino acids. NCBI's taxonomy places the organism in Eukaryota, Fungi, Ascomycota, Sordariomycetes, Sordariales, Podosporaceae. The record is from RefSeq and is a predicted model, not a curated record. The transcript has 3 exons.